Messenger RNA from Schistosoma margrebowiei, 360 nucleotides. The record is from the annotation of a GenBank genome assembly. Lineage: Eukaryota; Metazoa; Platyhelminthes; Trematoda; Strigeidida; Schistosomatidae.
AUGGCAAUGGUCACUAGGUUAUCAAGUGACGACCCAAAAGCGUCCAUGCGGUUUGUUCUGUCGUAUCUGUUGACACCUGAGGUUGCCAGUAAAUUCACGUUACUUGGCACCUCUUCAAAACGAGCACUGCAGAAAUGCACGUUUUACGGCUGCAUACGAAGUGCUUUGACUCAUCGCUUUUUGUCAUCCUCUGUCAACGAAAAAGACCUUGGUAAGCUCUACGACAUCGCGACCCAAGGUUACUUUCACGACAUUCGAGACAAGAUGAUAAAACGUUCUAGGAGAAAAGAUAACCAGUUACAGUCAACAAUAUUAACGAACAUAACCAAUUCACAGGACGACUACCUCAAUUCCGAAUAG